This is a messenger RNA of Cebus imitator (Panamanian white-faced capuchin), 2721 nucleotides long. RefSeq names its product Bardet-Biedl syndrome 2 (gene BBS2). Gene Ontology annotation, molecular function: protein binding. The record is from RefSeq and is a predicted model, not a curated record. Bases 402 to 2357 code for a protein of 651 amino acids. Lineage: Eukaryota; Metazoa; Chordata; Mammalia; Primates; Cebidae. Gene Ontology annotation, cellular component: membrane; neuron projection; ciliary basal body. Gene Ontology annotation, biological process: non-motile cilium assembly. The transcript is spliced from 15 exons.
GUUUGCACGGGUGCAGCUUGGUUGUGGUGCUAGAAGGGGAAACAUCUGGGCUGCACUGGCUCAGAGACAGUCCCUGUACACGGGUCAGUGGAAUUCAACCCACAGGGAUAAAUGACCGCAGGGGAAACCAGCUGCAUCCGCAGCCCAGCAGAGGUUCCACCGCGCAGCCGCAGAAGGCGCCGAGGAGCUAAUGCGCAGCCGCAGAAGGAGCGGACGGGUCUGCGCAGCCGCAGGAGAAGCUGGCGGUAUCUGGAAGAGUUCGUUCCCGGCUGUUCGCGGGCAGCCUCAGGAGGCUGGGCCCGGGCGGGUCUUGUCCCUGCACCUCUCAACCGGGCGCGGGAGGCUGGCUCCGCUGCGCUGGCCUCGAGGCGCCAGCCCUCCUCCCCUAAGCCGCCGCCAUCAUGGUGCCCGUGUUCACCCUGAAACUGCGCCACAAAAUCAGCCCCCGCAUGGUGGCCAUAGGGCGCUACGACGGGACUCACCCGUGUCUGGCGGCCGCCACCCAAGCGGGCAAGGUUUUUAUUCACAAUCCUCAUACACGGAACCAGCAUUUCAGUGCAUCCAGGGUCUUCCAGAGUCCCCUGGAAUCUGAUGUUUCUCUUCUCAAUAUUAACCAGGCAGUCAGCUGCCUGACUGCAGGCGUAUUGAACCCUGAGCUUGGCUGUGAUACUCUUUUAGUGGGGACACAGACUAAUCUUUUGGCUUAUGAUGUCUACAAUAAUUCGGAUUUGUUCUACAGAGAGGUAGCAGAUGGGGCAAAUGCAAUUGUGCUGGGGACCUUGGGAGACAUUUCUUCCCCUCUUGCGAUUAUUGGUGGCAAUUGUGCUCUGCAGGGUUUCAAUCAUGAAGGAAGCGAUCUCUUUUGGACGGUUACUGGAGACAAUGUUCAUUCCUUGGCCUUGUGUGACUUUGACGGUGAUGGAAAGAAAGAGCUUCUUGUUGGAUCUGAGGAUUUUGACAUCCGAGUUUUUAAGGAAGAUGAGAUUGUGGCAGAAAUGACAGAAACAGAGGUAGUCACCUCUCUUUGUCCCAUGUAUGGCAGUCGAUUUGGUUAUGCCCUUUCUAAUGGCACAGUUGGAGUUUAUGAAAAAACAGCCCGAUACUGGAGAAUUAAAUCAAAAAAUCAUGCCAUGAGCAUUCAUGCUUUUGACCUUAAUUCUGAUGGAGUGAAUGAACUGAUAACUGGUUGGUCCAAUGGGAAGGUUGAUGCUCGAAGUGACCGAACUGGGGAAGUCAUCUUUAAGGACAAUUUUUCUUCUGCAAUUGCUGGUGUGGUAGAAGGAGAUUACCGGAUGGAUGGCCAUAUACAGUUAAUCUGCUGCUCAGUGGAUGGGGAAAUCCGGGGCUACCUGCCUGGCAUGGCUGAGAUGAGGGGAAACCUCAUGGACACCAGUGUAGAGCAGGACCUAAUCCGAGAGCUAAGUCAGAAGAAGCAGAAUCUGUUGCUGGAACUCCGUAACUAUGAGGAAAACACCAAGGUAGGUCCUAAUGUGACAGGGCCCAGUAGUGGCUUUAUUUUCUGGGCCUUGCACUUUGAAGCAACAUUUUAUAAAAAACAGUUCUCUUGUGUUUCAUCUAUUGGCCAUAGCACCCAGUUUCAUGUAUUUGAAUUGACAAGACAGCUCCCUCGAUUCUCCAUGUAUGCACUGACCAGCCUGGACUCUGCCAGUGAGCCAGUCAGUUAUGUUAACUUUACCAUUGCAGAACGGGCACAGAGGGUUGUUGUAUGGCUCAGUCAGAACUUUCUGUUACCAGAAGACACUCACUUUCAGAAUGCUCCAUUUCAAGUGUGUUUCACUUCUUUACGGAAUGGUGGCCAUCUGUAUAUAAAAAUAAAACUUAAUGGAGAGAUCACUAUAAAUACUGAUGAUAUUGAUUUGGCUGGUGAUAUCAUCCAGUCAAUGGCAUCAUUUUUUGCUAUUGAAGACCUUCAAGUAGAAGCGGAUUUUCCUGUCUACUUUGAGGAAUUAAGAAAGGUGCUAGUGAAGGUGGAUGAACAUCAUUCAGUGCAUCAGAAGCUCAGUGCUGACAUGGCUGACCAUUCUAAUCUGAUCCGAAGUUUGCUGGUCAGAGCUGAGGAUGCUCGUCUGAUGAGGGACAUGAAAACAAUGAAGAGUCGUUAUAUGGAACUCUAUGACCUUAAUAGAGACUUGCUAAAUGGUUAUAAAAUUCGCUGUAACAAUCACACAGAACUGUUGGGAAACCUCAAAGCAGUAAAUCAAGCAAUUCAAAGAGCAGGUCGUCUGCGGGUUGGAAAACCAAAGAACCAGGUGAUCACUGCUUGUCGGGAUGCAAUUCGAAGCAAUAACAUCAACACACUGUUCAGAAUCAUGCGAGGUGGGACAGCUUCUUCAUAGGAGAGGAAAAUACAGGUCAUGAAGUUCCUGGAAAAGUUUUUCUGUUAAAAAUCUAUGCUGGUUUACUUUGGGUCACACCCUUGUGAACCCAGGGUGCUCAGUAUGAAAAUAACCUUGGUGAGUUGUGCAAGUUAAAGACAAAGAACUACAUUUGAAGAUAUAUUCGCUUGCUAUUUUUAAAUCAGUAGUACUGUUCCUGAAUGAUACUAGGUUUGUAUGGAAUAGGAUGAAUGCUUUUGAAGUAUUAGGGCUUCAAAGUCCAAUUUUUGCUUAUUUAUGGCAUAUUAAUACAUCUUUUUUUCUUGAAAUUGUAAUUUGUAUUUUUCAAAUUAUCUACUUCUUCAUUAAAUGUAAAGAUGUUAAA